AUGAUGGGAAUGAAUAAUGGAAUGAUGCCAGGUGGUAUGCUAGGCGAAGUACAUCACUUUGGACCUGGUGGUCUUCAGUUAACCAACGAACAGAAACGUAUUCUGUUCCUUUUCGAGUACAAGCUGGGAACGGCGGCUGAGGUCGCCACCCAGAACAUCAAUCAAGCAUUUGGUGCGGGUGUCGUCCCACUAUCACAAGUCCAAGCGGCUUACCGCCAAUUCAGCAACUGGAAUGGAGUCUUGGGUUAA
Messenger RNA from Cooperia oncophora, 249 nucleotides. Lineage: Eukaryota; Metazoa; Nematoda; Chromadorea; Rhabditida; Trichostrongylidae. The record is from the annotation of a GenBank genome assembly.